UUAUAGAAGUAAGAUAAUUAGCAAGAACUGUUUCUGUUUUAUUUCAGGACAUUCGGUGCCAUCCGCAUAACCUGCUGACACAGAUGGCGUACUCCACACAAACACUCGCCGGAGGCUGCUUUGGGAAAAUAUACAAGGAGAAGUUUGGAGACGCAUGGGCUGCUGUGAAGAGAGUUCCCCUUAGCCUCAUCAGCAGACAACAGCUGGAGAGAGAAUGCAAAGUCUAUCAUAAUGCUCGGCAUACAAACGUGGUGAAGCUUCUCGGUGAUCCUUGGCUGAAAGACUCCAAGUGGAACAUUCCUUUGGAGUUCAUCACUGGGGAAGAUCUUGAGACGACCAUCUUCAAAGUUCAGCUUUCUAAAAUACAGCUGACGCCAGCAGUGAGAGCCACAAUCAUCACUGGUAUGUGUGAGGGUUUGCUUUAUCUGCACAGUAAAGACAUCGUCCACCAAGACCUCAAACCUGACAACGUCAUGGUGGAGUAUCAAACCCAUCGGGCCGUGAUCAUUGAUUUGGGACUGGCUAAAUUCUACAGAAACGGACUCAGCUCUGCUGUUAACUUGGGCAAUGAAGCGUACUCACCUCCCGAGGUCCUGCAGAUGGGUGGAGUUCGGGACAAGCGAUCGGACGUUUGGGCCAUGGGUAAACUCAUAGCUGAACUCUGUGCCAGGGUCAGGUUACCCACCCAAUCUGUGUCUGCAAUCAAGAUUCGUGAAACUCUGUGCACUUCACCAUACUGUAGUUCAGUGUCCAAGAUGGUGGAAGUCAAUCCCGCCAACAGAACUUCUAUGGCUGGAGUCAUCGGAGACAUCAGGAGAGCUGGUUCAGGUCAACAGGCAGACAUCAGACAAAGAGACAUCACAAGAGACAUCCCAAGAGACAUCCCAAGAGACAUCCCAAGAGACAUCCCAAGAGACUUUACACAUGUAAAUGAAAUUAGGGCAAAUCAAAAGUUGUAUCCAGCUGCAGCUCCUGUUCCUAAGAUGGAUGAAAGAAAAUCUCCUUUGUUAUAUUAUCGACGGGAUCCACUUCCACAGAGAGAGUUGGGAAAGGCAUUAGUCCCAGCUAAAGGUCAGGCCUUAAACCAUCAGAUGUCCCUGAUGUCAUUUCCUUGCCAGCUCCCAGAAACUGGAAAAGUGACUCAGGAACGCUACAUUGAUGAGAAAGGAGCUCUGGAAUACAAAGAGAUUGUCACGAGGGGAGGGAAAAUCAUUAAAUAUGAGAAAGUGCAAAUAACCAAAAAUUCUUAAGAAUAACACUCUUGUUCUGAAAAAAUGUUGAUUUGGUGAACUUCAUUUUAUUUUACAUGGGAGAUGAGUUUUUGUUUUUUAAAGAAAGCACAGGCUGGUGACUAUGAAAUUUUUAUUUUAGAUCUUUGUCUUUGUUAAGAUCUUGUUUACGUUCAUUCCGCAGUUUUGUUUGUUUUUUGCCAUUGAUGUAAAGUACAAACCAGUGAAAUAUAAAAAAAAAAGUUGUUGUUUUUCUGAUUAAUAAUUUGUAGUAUAUAGGCCAAUCACACAUUUUAUUGAAGAUGCUGAACUCGGCAAUGUUAAAAUAAACAAUGAAUUAUCUGGGCUUGUUCUUUUAUUAAAUACAUUUGGAUUGGAUCUUUUGACAAA
Pimephales promelas (fathead minnow) is the source of this 1619-nucleotide messenger RNA. The record is from RefSeq and is a predicted model, not a curated record. NCBI's taxonomy places the organism in Eukaryota, Metazoa, Chordata, Actinopteri, Cypriniformes, Leuciscidae.